Molecule: messenger RNA, 3197 nt
Organism: Lotus japonicus
Lineage: Eukaryota; Viridiplantae; Streptophyta; Magnoliopsida; Fabales; Fabaceae
Exons: 9
Coding region: 1721-3013 (430 amino acids)
Biological process (GO): phosphorelay signal transduction system
Source: RefSeq, a predicted model, not a curated record
CGUUUAUUCACGGCUUUACCUGCACCCACUCCUUUAAUAGUAAACAAAACUCAAAAUUUUGAGCAAAAAAUAUCAUUUUUUUAGCAACUUAGUUCAAUUAAGAACCCUGAACAGUCAAAUAUGAUGGAAAGAACAAAAAAUUCAGCUGAAGGAUUUUGGGAAAAUGAAAGAGUUCACCCUUCUCAACAAAAUGAGUACCCCCAUACUCAAGAAAUAUUCAGAUUACAGAGUUUCUACCUGUCAACUCAAGUUAGAAACCAGUGGAAACAAAGCUUCAACUGUGAAGGAAGCGAGGCUUCGAAAACAAAACAGGAAAGUUUCAAGCUCUCAUUUUUUAGAGUUUUUCAAGUGUUGCCUUUUAUUUAACUCACACAUGGACAUGGUAUGCUUUGGAUGUCUUGACACCAUUAGGAAAUUAGAAGAAUGUUGAAAUAUUGACACCACUGAGUUGUAUUGACCUUAUCAUUUUGUUACAGUUGAGCAUAGGCUAGUGAAUAUAUGUAAUCAAAUAUUAGUUUUUAUUCUCCAUCCUCAGUUUGAGAAGCAGGCAAGAUCCUAUUAUUCUAUCAGUUUCUUUCUAUUUUUUUAAAACAAUGUCUAAAUCUACUUUUCAUUUUUGUUACUGUGGUUAUUCUCAGUCAUUGAGUCCUCUUUGUUGUUCUACUAAAACUACUGUCCAGGUUACACUGUCUUAUACCCGAACGUAGGGGAUUGCCUGAGAUGUAUUAGAAGAAACUGUGAAAUGAAAUGUAAACUGCGGCAAGCAGUGAUGAUAAAACUCUUUAAUUUUAAUUUUUCUUGCUAUGAUGUUAGUUCUACUCAGGCUUGUCAAUAGCGCGCUAUAGCGGCGCAAUAGCGCUAUAGCGUAGUGCCCUGGGGGUUCACUGCUACUCCACUAUUUGCCGCUAUAGCGCUCGAAAUAGCAUUUUUUGGGCUUACCGCUACGCUACGCUAUCCACCAUUCUACUAUUGUCUGCGUAAAGAAUUUUGAGUUCUGGACUGCAACUCUGCAAGGUUAUUUUUUAGCUGCCCUGCCAAUCAUGAAAGCCCUGCGUGUUUUUUUUAUCGGCCAAUUUUUUUGUCGUUUUCUAUAUUUUCGGGGAGGUUUUUUUUUUCCUCUGCAGGGAUCGAGCCCUGCACCUGCACCUACAUGUCCCUCAACUCUUACAACUUCAGCAAUCAUUCGGGGACAUCUGCGUGAAACUGGCUUCUGCAUUGCAUUUGCAGAAUAGUAUAUUUUAGUGUUUUGUACAAGUAAUGAUAGCUCUAUAUUAUUCUAUCCUGGAUUGAGCUUUAUUUUUCAUGUUGAUCCUUGCUGCAUCCUUUCAAAUCAUCAUAGUUUUUUUAUUGAAAAACUUUAUCUAUAAUAUUGGGUGAGGCUAAAAAAUUAGUAGAUUCGAGUGUGAGCAAAGUUUAAGCCCAAUAAUAACUUGCAUUGAUAGUGGGCUUAAACUCAAUAUCCUGCUGAUAUAUAAAGUGACAAGAGUUUUGGGUUUUCACCAAUGUGAGAUCUCUGCCAACAAUUUGGGUGGAGAGUUGAAAUGGUGAGUCCAUAUAUGGAUGGUUGAUGUUUUGUUUCUCAUUUGAGUGAUACUAUUCAAUGCUAAUGCCUACACCUUGUAUAGGGAUCCUGAGUUGGUAUGAAAGAUGAAAGGGGCAUAUUAUAUACCGAGGGAGCUCAAUCAAUUUAACCUUAUGCUUCUAGGUUUUGACUAGCCCAAUGGUUGACCUUUGGAUCCCUACACGAGCUCUUACGUUGAAAGUUAUCGGAAUUUGGUGGCACUUUAUUGGAAGAGGGUAUCCUAUCUUUCUGUACCGAACCCUCAAAAAUGAUGUUGACAAGUGCGAGAAGUCUCAAACCCUAGCUCUUCUGCAGAUUCGCCGCUUCUCUUUCGCCUGGGAUCUACUUCUCAGUAUUGUACUCGCUAAGAUGGAAUCUAACAAAUACCAGGCAGUUGAAUCGGGGAACUAUAGCCCAGUCUAUGGUAUCAAAAUUUUGGUUGUGGAUCCUCACCCAAUGCGUCUUCAAAUUGUAUCAAGCAUACUCUGUUCCCUUGGACAUGAAGUUCUGGCUGCUACUCAUACUUCUGAUGUAUUACCCAUUCUUGAGGGCACGAGGAAUACGAUUAACCUUGUACUUGUAGAGGCUCACUUGCCUAGCAUGGAAAUAUAUGAGCUCUCACAAAGGAUAGAUAGAUCUUAUCCUAUAUGUCUAUUUCUGACUGCUAAUGAUGCUCAGCUUUUGGCUUCUCACACAAGAGCGCUUCGUAAGGAAGCUAGUGUGUCUCAACUUAUUGGAGAUCAGGUUUCUGAUCUAAGGGGCCUGUGGAGAUUCUCAUUGUGUGAUGGACCGUGCUGUGGGGGAGACAAAGUCCUGAAAUUGAACAGGUAUACCUGGACUGAUGAUAUACGAAACAUUUUCUUGGAAGCUAUUGAAUCAUCAGCACUCAGUGCUCCUCCCAAUGUGCCACAGCUUAGAGAGGAUAUGGCUUCAAGCUAUUAUCAGCAAGCUGGUGAUGAAACUCUGCCGAACUGGAAUGGAUGUUCAUGCUCUUCAAAUUCGAGAUCACACCAACUAUGCCCUCUGUUCUUAAACGAGCCAGGUGUGCCCAACAAACAGAAGUUUCUCUGUAAUUGCUUGUCUCAGGAGCAAAAUCAGAGGCGUCUGCUGCGUAAUAAUCUGCAAGGUGUUGCUGCACACACCACAUCUGACUUUGGUGCAUUCAUGAACAAUGGUAAUGGGGAUGCAUCACAAGACAUCACUGGAGUUGGAGAUAACAUUGAUGGAAAAACUCUCGAAGAGGAUUCAUUUCUCUUCUUAGAGGAUUUAUUCGUUACCCCAGAAUUUCCUUCAUCAGAUGAAAAUGCAGAUGUCAUUUUUUGGCCAGAAGCUGAAAUGGUUAGUGAAAAUCCUCCUACUUCAGAAGGAAAUGUGGAGUUCAAUGAUGAGGACCUGGAAAAAUGGAUACAGGAGUUAGCUGAAGGGGAUUAUGUAAUGGAAUUAAGGCUGUGAAUGGUGCUGCUGUUAGAGGUUAAAAGAAGCUGAUAUUUUUUUGAUGGGAUAAAAGAAGCUGAAUUAUGAAAUGCUGUGGUUGUUUUUUUUCUGGGGUACUUUUGAAUUGUUGGAUUUUAUUUGAUUUGCGAAAACUGAGAAUAAAUAAUAAUAAAUGAAUAAAUAAACAAUAAUAUUAAAAUGA